Messenger RNA from Teleopsis dalmanni, 1561 nucleotides. Its product is annotated as probable serine/threonine-protein kinase clkA. The record is from RefSeq and is a predicted model, not a curated record. The transcript is spliced from 2 exons. NCBI's taxonomy places the organism in Eukaryota, Metazoa, Arthropoda, Insecta, Diptera, Diopsidae. Bases 84 to 1526 code for a protein of 480 amino acids.
AAUUUAUUUUUGCAAAUUCCAUUCUGACCUAAUGGUUUAAAUUUAAAGUUUCAAUCCGAAAAUCAUUUAUAUGAGGAGCAGUAAUGUCGGGCUUAAAAAACUUUUUCAAUGCCAAUACAACAAAAGGGAGAGCAAAUGUUGCGAAAGCCACAUAUGCCUCCUUCGCCCUUCUAUACUUAUACUAUAGACUGACAAGGAGUAGUAAAGCUGAUGUGAAAGCCGAUUGUAAGGAAUGUAAAGACUCAACUAAGACCAAUUCUAGUUGCCAUACAGAACCCACUGAACCCACGUGCUCUUCAAAUGCUGCUCCUCAGCAAAAAUCAAGUGCAUUUGAUAAAAAUGUGUGUAGUGAUGCCUUCAAACAUACUGGUGAAAUCAAUUCCUGUGGGAAUGGAAACCAUGGAAACCAUGGAAACGGAAAAUCCUGUCAAAAAGGACAAAGUUCGAAAUGUAAGUCUUCAAAUGGCAAAGGUUCAAAAUCGAAAAAUUGCUCAGAUAUGACAAACGGGGAUACGGAAAGUUCAUGUAAUAAUUCUUCUCGUCACAAAUCUAAUGGAAACAGUUGCAAAAAUCAAUCUGACACCGAAUACACGUGCAACCAAUCAAGUAAUAAAUGUGACAACAAUAAUUAUAACUCUUCCCAGGAUUCAUAUAAUGACUGCGGUCAAAAAUCAAAAUCAGAGUAUAAUUCAGAUAAUAGUAAUAACAGAUGUAACAAUUCUUCUCGUAACAAAUCUAAUGGAGACAGUUGCAAUAAUCAAUCUGACACCGAAUGCACGUGCAACCAAUCAUCUAAUAAAUAUGACAACAAUAAUUAUAACUCUUCCCAGGUUUCAAAUAAUGACUGCGGUCAAAGAUCAAAAUCAGAGUAUAAUUCAGAUAAUAGUAAUAACAGAUCAAGUUGUGGUAAGAAAUCAUAUGAUUCGAACUCAAAUAAUUGCAAUUCACAAUAUAAUGAAAAGUCGUCAUGUGAUGGAGAAUCACAGGAUACGGGAUCGAAUUAUGAAAAUUCUUCAUGCACUGUACAGUCCAGUUCUCGUUGUUCUGGCGGUAAUGAUAAUUCUUGUUUUAAUAGAGAGUCAUACAAUUCGGAAUCGAAUUGUGGAAAUUCCUCAUAUAAUUCACAGUCCAGUUCCGGCUGUAAUGAUAAAUCAUCAUCUUGUAGUUGUUGUAGUUGUUCUGACUCUAAUGAAAAUUCAUGUGCUAAUGGAGAGUCAAAUAAUUCGAGAUCUCAAUGUGGAAAUUCUUCAUGCAAUUCACAGUCUAAUUGUGAUUGUUCUGAUUAUAACAAAGAGUCUACGUAUGGUAGAAAAUCAAAUAAUUUUGGAAAUGAUUCUGAUUCUGGUCGUUGUCCCGACUGUAAUGAAGAGUUAACUUGUGGCAAAGCAUCAAAUAAUUCAGGAUCAAAUUCUCAAAAUUCAUCAUACGACUCACAGUGUAAUUGUAGCCAAUGUUCAGAUCAAAAUGUAAACAAAUCCUGUGGAGAUUCUAGUUAUAACUCACAAAAAAAAUCGUAUUGUAAUUAAGAAUUACGAAAUACAAAUCAAGAUUUUAUUUCUAA